Globicephala melas (long-finned pilot whale) is the source of this 684-nucleotide messenger RNA. NCBI's taxonomy places the organism in Eukaryota, Metazoa, Chordata, Mammalia, Artiodactyla, Delphinidae. The record is from RefSeq and is a predicted model, not a curated record.
UAUUGCCCAGAAGAAAAGAUGUUUGGUUUUCACAAGCCAAAGAUGUACCGAAGUAUAGAGGGCUGCUGUAUUUGUAGAGCUAAAUCCUCCAGUUCUCGAUUCACUGACAGUAAACGCUAUGAAAAGGACUUCCAGAGCUGUUUUGGGUUACAUGAGACUCGUUCAGGAGACAUCUGUAAUGCCUGUGUCCUGCUUGUGAAAAGAUGGAAGAAAUUGCCAGCAGGAUCAAAAAAAACCUGGAAUCAUGUGGUAGAUGCAAGGGCAGGACCCAGUCUAAAGACUACCCUGAAACCAAAGAAAGUGAAAACUCUAUCUGGAAACAGGAUAAAAAGCAACCAGAUCAGUAAACUGCAGAAGGAAUUUAAACGUCACAAUUCUGAUGCUCACAGUACCACCUCAAGUGCCUCUCCAGCUCAAUCUCCUUGUUAUAGUAACCAGUCAGAUGAUGGCUCAGAUACAGAGAUGGCUUCUGGCUCUAACAGAACGCCAGUGUUUUCCUUUUUAGAUCUCACAUACUGGAAAAGACAGAAAAUAUGCUGUGGCAUUAUCUACAAAGGCCGUUUUGGGGAAGUCCUCAUCGACACACAUCUAUUCAAGCCUUGCUGCAGCAAUAAGAAAGCAGCUGCUGAGAAGCCGGAGGCUCAGGGGCCAGAGCCUCUGCCCAUCUCCACUCAGGAGUGGUGA